AUGUCGCGCAGCAACGAUUCUCCCCAGAAGUUUAUGUGCGCCGUUGAUGGCGAGUGGCUUGUUGCUGACAAGUUCUCUCGAACUCAGAUGGCUAAAUGGGAGAGGAUUAAGGGAGAGGAUGGCGUCACUGCUGGCAAUGCUGGAUUAAUCUGCAAAGAGCACACAAAGCAGACUACAGCACCUUAUGAAAUCCAGUGCAGUGGUCCUUGCGGUCUAUGGAAGCAUAGAGAUCACUUCAGCAAGAACCAGCGUAACAAUCCUGAUGCUCAAUGCAUAGACUGCACCCUCUGGGCGUGCAACUUCACCGGCGACGAGGCUCUUGAUGAAGCCCCGAGCUUUUACAUGCAGCAGUACGACAUCUUGUCGCAGGCGAUGGAAGUACAAGAGGAGGCUCCUGCCUUCGCGGCUCCCGGUGCGGCUCUUGGGGACAGACCCAACCAGCUACUUCCAGCCGACCAUGAUGCUCAUGAUAACGGAGUUGAGGUAGGAGAAGUUGACGAGUCGGUGCUUCGUUCCAUCACUUCCAUGUUGUUGGUCGAUUCCGACGGCCAGCCUGCCGAUCUUCCGCCUAGCCAUCCUGAUCACAGGGGCCCUGCAAGAGCUACUACCACUCCGGCUGUCGAGAACACUACCGAUGGUGGUUACCUUCCGUCGAUUGAUACUUCCACUGUCACCGCCACUGCAACCUCCACUGCAACAGCCACCGCAAACGCCAGUGACGGAAAGGAUGCACGCAUGGAUCGACUCUACGGUUAUAAUCCCUUUGACCCUUCUGGUAAGAGUGCCAAAACGGCUUCGAACGAUGGCUCUGGUGAACCGAGCGGCGAACCGAGCAGCAAGGCCGAAUCAAAGGUUUCGGAGGACCAAUCCGGUAAAUGGUUCAGAGGUGAUUCUCGUCGAGUAUUUUACGCGGCGCCAGCUUAUGCGAAUCGUAUGACAGACUUAGCGAAUUCUCACAUCGCCGACAGUGACAGUGAGGAUAACUAG
Daldinia caldariorum is the source of this 987-nucleotide messenger RNA. RefSeq lists its product as uncharacterized. The transcript is spliced from 4 exons. Lineage: Eukaryota; Fungi; Ascomycota; Sordariomycetes; Xylariales; Hypoxylaceae. The coding region runs from base 1 to 987 and encodes 328 amino acids. The record is from RefSeq and is a predicted model, not a curated record.